CCUACAUAGGUGUGGUACCUGGCUGUUCCCCUGUGCGCUAAACUCCCGCAACCCCACGAACCCAAUAUUCACUACUCUCCCCGGAUUUAAUCCAUUUACCCUUGCACAUUAUCCGCAAUGGCUCCCACUCAUCGUCGUGGACCUUGGGUCCCUGAGGAGGAUCAGUUGCUACUUCAGUUGGUUCGCGAGCAAGGCCCCAAUAACUGGGUCCGCAUCUCCCAGCACAUGCACUACCGCUCCCCCAAGCAGUGCCGCGAGCGCUUCCACCAGAACCUCAAGCCGUCAUUGAACCGGGAGCCUAUCUCGGCGGAAGAGGGCUUGAUGAUUGAGCGCAUGGUCAACGAGAUGGGCAAGCGGUGGGCCGAGAUCGCACGGCGUCUAGGGAACCGCAGCGACAACGCCGUCAAGAACUGGUGGAAUGGCAGCAUGAACCGGAAGAGGAGGGGUCUCCCCACCUCCAGCUCGCCUCACGCCGGACGCGCCAUCCACGGCCGCGUGGAAGCCCCAUACGCCCGGGCUUCGCUGGCCAUGAGCAGCCCCAUCAGCCGUUCCCGCUACUCUUCCAUCUCCAACGACAGACCCCUGACCUCCUGGACCAAGUCCCCUUCGUCCCGGAGGGAAUCUCUCUCGGCCGCUUCGAUCGACUGCCCCCGGCAGUUGACCCCCAUCUACACACUCCCCGCGCUGAACCGCCCCGUCGAAACCCCUCUGACCUCGCCUGCCUUCUCGGAGGCAUCCAACACCCCUUCCAUGGAACCUCCUUCGAUGAUCUCCGACCAUAACUCCGUUUCCUCUUCUCCCCGGACCGUCUCUUCGCCACAGCUCCUCCCGCUCCCCGUGGACUUGAGACAGCAAUACGACUUCCGCAGACAAAGUGCGGUCUCUCUGCAAACCCCCGACGAAAUCUACCUUUCGAACGCCUACCACGCGCCGAAGGCUCUCGAGUCGCUCUCAGAUCUAUCGUUGAAACAACGAUGGGCUGCCGAUCACCAGCAGUGGAACCAUCACACCUUGCCGUCGACGUGGGCUGCCCAGUCGGAGGACAAGAGCGAGCCCCCGCGCGACUCGCGCAUGGGUCUUUCCAACCUGCUCAAUUAAAUGACGAUGGUUCCCAUACCGCUGCCGAUGAUCUCACGACCUUUUUCUUUCUUCUGUUGUCUUCUGACUGAUAAAAUCUCGG
Molecule: messenger RNA, 1180 nt
Organism: Aspergillus heteromorphus CBS 117.55
Lineage: Eukaryota; Fungi; Ascomycota; Eurotiomycetes; Eurotiales; Aspergillaceae
Gene: flbD
Product: putative MYB family conidiophore development protein FlbD
Exons: 2
Coding region: 118-1098 (326 amino acids)
Biological process (GO): positive regulation of transcription by RNA polymerase II; mitotic cell cycle
Cellular component (GO): nucleus
Molecular function (GO): DNA-binding transcription factor activity, RNA polymerase II-specific; RNA polymerase II cis-regulatory region sequence-specific DNA binding
Source: RefSeq, a predicted model, not a curated record